UGCAGCCCUGGCGGAAGUGAGGUGUCGCGCGCUGAGACGCUUCCGGUAGAGGAGCGGUCUGAGGCGGAGGGGGGGGGUAACGGCGGCGGCGGGGCUCGAUCCGAGCCGAGCCGGGGAGAUGCUCUACACGGCGGUGGUGAUGGCGGGGAGCCUGGCGCUGACGACAGCCGUGGUGGCUCACGCCUAUUACCUGAAGCACCAGUUCUACCCCACCGUGGUUUAUCUCACCAAAUCCAGCCCCAGCAUGGCCGUUCUCUACAUCCAAGCCUUCGUGUUGGUUUUUCUUCUGGGGAAAUUUAUGGGCAAGGUGUUUUUCGGGCAGCUGCGGGCGGCGGAGAUGGAGCACCUACUCGAGCGAUCGUGGUACGCCGUGACGGAGACCUGCCUGGCCUUCACCGUCUUCAGGGACGACUUCAGCCCUCGCUUCGUCGCCCUUUUCACCCUCCUCCUCUUCCUCAAGUGCUUCCACUGGUUGGCUGAAGACCGGGUGGACUUUAUGGAAAGGAGUCCCAACAUUUCUUGGCUCUUCCAUUUCCGUAUCGUCUCCCUGAUGUUCCUCCUGGGAAUCCUGGAUUUCCUCUUCGUUAACCACGCGUACCACAGCAUCCUCACGCGAGGGGCCUCUGUCCAGCUCGUCUUCGGCUUCGAGUACGCCAUCCUCAUGACCAUGGUGCUCACCAUCUUCAUCAAGUACGUCCUGCACUCCAUCGACCUGCAGAACGAGAACCCUUGGGACAGCAAAGCCGUCUACAUGCUGUACACGGAGCUCUUCACGGGCUUCAUCAAAGUCCUCCUCUACAUGGCCUUCAUGACCAUCAUGAUCAAAGUCCACACCUUCCCGCUCUUCGCCAUCCGCCCCAUGUACCUGGCGAUGAGGCAGUUUAAGAAAGCGGUGACGGACGCCAUCAUGUCCCGCCGGGCCAUCCGCAACAUGAACACGCUCUACCCCGACGCCACGCCGGAAGAGCUGCAGGCCAUGGACAACGUCUGCAUCAUCUGCCGCGAGGAGAUGGUGACGGGCGCCAAGCGUUUGCCUUGCAACCACAUCUUCCACACCAGCUGCCUGCGGUCGUGGUUCCAGCGCCAGCAGACGUGUCCCACGUGCCGCAUGGACGUUCUCCGGGCUUCCCUCCCGGCACAGCCGCCUCCCGAGCCGCCGGAGCAAGCCCCGCCGCCGCCCCAGACCCCCCAAGUUCCCCAACCCCCCAACUUUCCCCAGGGAAUCCUCCCCCCCUUCCCCCCGGGAAUGUUUCCCUUCUGGCCGCCGGUUGGUCCCUUCCCGCCCGUUCCCGGCGUUCAACCACCCACCGGCGCCGAAAACCCCGCGCCGAGCUCCGGCGCCGCUCCGGGUGAGUGUUCUCCCGCAGUCCGAGGGGUCGGCGCUGCCGAAUCGGGGCUCCCUCCUCCUCCUCCCCCGCCGCCCCCUCACGCCCCUCCUAUCGCCGCAGCCGCCAGGCCCGGUGACGCCGCCAACGCCGGCUCGGAAGCCGCCGCGGCGGGGACGGUGCCGGGUCUUCCUUUCCCGCCGCCGUGGAUGGGAAUGCCGUGGCCGCCCCUCUUCGGCUUCCCGCCGAUGCCGGUGCCGCCGGCCGGCUUUGCCGGCUUGACGGAAGAAGAACUUCGAGCCAUGGAGGGCCACGAUCGGCAAAACCUGGAAGCGCGGUUACAGUGUCUACAGAACAUCCACACCCUCCUCGACGCCGCCAUGGUGCAGAUCAACCAAUACCUGACGGUCCUGGCCACCAUCGGGUUGCCCCGGCCCGCGGCUCCCCGGCCCCCCUCCGCCCGCGAGACCCCCGCCGAGGAACCCGCCCUCCUCCGCUCCCCCGGCAGCUUUUCGGCGCCCGCCGAUCCCACCGCGCCGGCGGGCGCCGAAGGCUUCACCACCGAGGAGGAAGAUGAGGAAGAGGACGGCGGCGAAGGCUUGUCCUCGCUGGACGAACCCGACACGGCGGAACUGCGUCGCCGCCGGCUACAGAAACUGGCGUCGCCGCCGGCGAACUCGCACUGACGCCCCCCGGUUGUGCCGCGGGCGCCGUUUUGGGGGCGCCGACGCCUCGUUUUCGGCGUUUCCGGAACCGUGAGUGCGACGGCGACUCUUUUUCUGCCUUUUUUUUUUGGCCCCUCCCCACAGUUUUCCACCAAAAUCCCCAUCCGGAAGCAAAACCGGUUCCCGGCUACACCCGUUGGCACCUUGUAACCGUUGCUGGCCCUUCGCCGCGGCAAACGGCCGCGUUCCUUGACCCCGUUUCCUCCGUUUUGCCCCGUUUUUCCCUCUUUUCACCCCAAUUCUACCUCUCCAGCGAGCCAGGAAUCCGGCACGUGGUUUCAGAGCCGGCGGUUGCAUGUUUUGGGGGUAACCGCGCCCGUUUUGGGGGUAACCGCGCCCGUUUUGGGGGUAACCGCGCCCGUUUUGGGGCGGUAGUUACAGACGGGAGGGUUGAGCGCGGCGACGGUGAUCGAGAGCCGGCGCCGCUUGAAAUUGCUCAAAAUCGCCCAUUCUUUGGGGUGGCCCCUCCCCCUCAUUAGCAAACGAGCUCAUUAACAGUAUUAACCCCUCGUCCCCCGCCCCGAAACACCCCGCCCCGAAGCCCAUCGGCGCCUCCCCCGCACCGCGCGGCGACUCAAUAAACCCCCGAAUCCUCCGCCUGACCCCGACCAGUCCCUAACCAGCACCGCCGUGCGCCCAAACUGGUUCUUAACUGGUUUCGCUGCGCCAACGGUGCCGGGAGGUGGGUUUUUUUUUUCUUCCGUGUUUCUAUUUUUUUUGCUGUUUUCGUCACCUUCCACCUCCCGAACGCCAAAUUUUCACCACGUUCCCUUCGCCGGCUCCGGCAAAGCACCGCCGGUUAAAAAACCUCCGGCGCCGCCGCCGCCUCCUCCCCCGCGUUUCUUCUCCGCUCCAGGGACGCUGCGACUCUUCAGUGCCUCUUUGAACCGAAAAGGGCUUCGAGGAGCCCAAAAUAAUCUCAGGGAAAAAAAAAAAAUAUAUAUCAAGAAAAAAGAAAACCGCGUUCGGAGACGGCGGCAACCGGAGCGUUUUGGGGUGGAAAACGGUAUUUUUGGAGGGCUUUAUUUCUUUUUUUUCUUGCACCCGAACCGGUGGCGGCGAGGACGGCGUGGGGCGAGGAGCUGGCGGCGGGCGGUUUUGGUUUUUUAACUUUCUUUGGGCGGGAAUGGUUAUUUUCGGUAACGAGGCUGGUUUUCUUCAACUUACCCUUAAAUUUUUGGGUUUUGUUGCCCAAAAUUUGACCGAAUUAGCAAGGAAUUUCACAAUCCCAAAGCGAUGAUGGGAGAAGGCCGAGGAGCCACUUCGGGGAGUUGAUUUUUCAUCUUUUUUGCUUUUUUUUUUUCUUUUCGAACAUUUUGAGCCAAAAUAAUGACUCUUUAGGGCUGGUUCUCUUUGGACUUUGGCUUUUUUUUUUUUCCCCUUCCCCCUGUUUUUUUUUUUUAAUGUAUUCCUCAAAAUUUCCUUUGUUUUGGGGUGAAAACCACAGGGCGGGAACUAAGACACGCAGGUGACCAGACUGGGGACAUUUGACCCAAAACCCGCUUCCUUUCACCCCAAAAACCACUUCCUUUCCCUUUUUGGGUGGCGUUGGAGGAAUUAUUUAAUUUGUAAAUAAUGUAUAAUUUUUUAAUAGCUUAAUUGUAAAUACAAUGGAAUAAAGGUUGCAGUAAA
Molecule: messenger RNA, 3682 nt
Organism: Phalacrocorax carbo (great cormorant)
Lineage: Eukaryota; Metazoa; Chordata; Aves; Suliformes; Phalacrocoracidae
Source: RefSeq, a predicted model, not a curated record